GUCAUUCAUAUCAGCUGGGACUAAAUCAGUUGGUUUUGAAUCGAUUUGAUCAACUGGAAUCAGUUGUGUAAGUAAGUCUGAUGCACACCGGCAUAUUUCUAUAGAGACUCCAUCAUGGAUUUUAUUCAAGGAGAGAGCAUCUACGAGUUCAAAUUGCUGCAAUUUCAGAAAAUUGAUAAAUAGUGUCAAGUCUACCCGUCUAUGUUGUAUAUAUAUAUAUAUAUAUAUAUAUGAAUUACAUGUAAAAACUAAAGAAAAACUCUAUUUUUGCUGAACUGAUUCGCAUCAGAUAUAAAAAAAUCUCAGUACUGACUUAUCUGUGAGCUAGCUGUCACUUAGCCUCCUGUGAGAGAAGAAUGAGUAAUAGAAAUGUGCGACAAAUGUAACUUAUGCACUACAAUUUCUAUUACAAUAAUCGACGGUAUAAUGUAAAAAACAACAACAUCACUUUCACAUUUUGGCUGAGUAUAAACAAUGAAAAGUGUACUAUAUCACGACCUGAGAUGUUUAUUCUGGGAUGAAUGCUCCUUAAUAUUAUAAACUUUCUGUUUUUUCACCAUUGACAGCUUUUAACAAUCUUUUGUUAUUUAAAUAAUGGGAAUGAUAAAAGUUUUUCUUUUCAUAAUGUGGUUUUCAUACAACGGUAGUGUAAUGAACAAUAACUUUUCAAAAUCGAUACUACUUUUGGAAAAGCUUUUUCAUCGCAAAAUCGUUUAUAUUAGAAUGAGACUUUGUCACGCAAAAAACGGUACAUCAUUUUUCAUGAUCUCGUAUUUUCACCAUGACUUUUAAUGUUUCUAGUGUUCUUUUUUUCGAGCGCGGCUUGUUAAAUAGCUACCUACGAAUAAUGAUCGUUAAGAAUUGUUCGUUGAAAAUCUUCCAUUUGUCAAAAAAUUGCCAUUUUAUAGACCUAAAUGUUCAUGCUCGAUCUAAUGAGAUCUUCGUUAACAUAAAACUCAUACUUUAAAUUUAAAAAAAAUUUGAAUUUUUUUCUCAAAACGUGGAUAUCUCAAAAGCCGUGAGUUUUCUACGCAAAAAACCUUCAAAUUUAGAUAAAGCAUAGGGUUUUAAGUAUCUGCGGUGAUUUGCCACUCAUUUUGGGAGCGAUAUUGGCAUCAGUUAUUUGAUCUAUUUAUUUCACACACAAACACAAGCUGUUCACAAUAAACUAAUGAGAAUUAGCGAUCAGGUUGUAGUAAUUCGGACAAUCCUCCGUCACUACCUGCUAGCUAUUAAAACUUAUCUUCCUUAUUUUUUUCUAUAACCUAGUGAAUAUAAUAUAAUGAAUGUGGAGUGCAUGGCACUACAUCUUGCUCUGCAAAGAUAUGUGAUUCUAAUCAACCGUAAGUGUUCCGUUCAGAAAAUCCGAAUUUACUUUAACAGCGUAGUUUUGUUCAGAUUUUCGACGAAAAAUCGAGAAGCGUUGCCUUUCCGGAUUGACCGAAACUGGUUAUCUGGAACUAUUUUGAAGCUUUUUGCAUAUUUCGUCUGUAGACAGCUAACUUUGAAUGAAUAUGGAGGGUGUCUGAAAAUGGCAACAAUUUGGGCAGAUAACAUCCGACUAUGCUAAUCACACGAUUCAGAUAUGCUAAAGAUGAACAAUGUGACAAUAGCGUUUUGUCUUAGCGUAUCUUGUAUUGACGUAAACAAAAUGUAUAAUAAUGGCAAAAAUUUAUGAAUAAAUGUUUUAUAAUCAAUUUUAACAUCAUUAUAAACGAAGUUAGCUGCUAAAAAUGAUUAAAACAUCUAAACAAACAAGACGGAUGUUGACUCAGUUGUAGCUGUUCGCGAUUGGCGAAAAUUUUGUUCCAAUGGAAAUAUAACGCUGAUUCUCUACGCUUACAGUUUAAAAACUAUCAAAGUUAAUAAUGUAUAUUAGAUAUACCAAUUAGGAAAAUUAAUAAAUUUUGACCUUCGUCGAUACUGAUAUGUGCACGAGCGUCUCUCCUAAAAAUAUCAUACUUAAACUCUUCCAUUUGUUAUUCGUGCGUCACCCAGCACUCAUUUUGCACGAUCAUCGUGUUUUAUCCUUUAUUUAUUUUCAUUAAUGUAACUCUCUUACAUUCUUUCUGAGAUUUAUUUGUCUCGUUAAUCAUUUUAAAUUCAGUAACAUAUUACGUUCUAAGAAUUGAGUAUUAUGAGAAGAGUAUUUUCUUUUUUAGAAACUGUUUUGUUUUCUGCAGGAUGAUUUUUGCUUUUGUCUCUUUUCUUUUGAAGUAUGGAAAUGAGAAGACAUAAAUGAAGGAAAAAGAUUUACACAAUAAAGAAAAAUAUCGGCACGUCAAACGUUAGUUCUAUUUAGACAAAUGAAAUUAUUUUUGUCUGACGUUAAGAACGAAAUGUCAAAGGAUGCUGCAUCAAUCUUUAUUGAUGUAUGGAAAAAACUGUUUAUAUUUAUUUUUAAGAUUUUUUAUUUGAACAAAAAUGUUAAUUAAAGAUUGGCUCUGUUUUAUCCUAAUUAUUGUAUCAACUUGUUACGGUAUGCUAUUACUAUGUCUGACUAUCAUCGUAUUUUAACUUUUUUGGUCUAGCUCUCUUCUAUUAAAAGUAAUGACUGAAAAGUUGAUUAGAAAUCGAAAGAAAAUCUUUUUUCCCAAUGCAUCAGAGUAGAAAGAGAAACCUGUUACAGAAUACAUACACUAACUUAAAAUCAACUUAAAAACCAUACAACGAACACCCCAUUCUUCUUCGUAUGAACCUCCUACAUAAUUUCUUUUCUCUCUUUCAUUUUUGCAGGUCUAAAUGAUACAAAUGGUUCAUUAUCUUCAAAUAUUUCUUCAACUGUACUAUCACCAACUCCAACGUUAGUCGUAGCUAAUAUUUCAUCUUCAACGCAAGCUACGAUGAGUGCAGUCAUUACUGUGACAGUUACAUCGCUGCCAUCAGCUUUCAUUUCGUCGACAUCAGCUUCAUUAUCAAAACACACUGGUCGUCGUAUAUUAUUUAUUUUGCUUGGUUGCAUAAUGACUGCUUGUUUAGUGGUAUUAAUGAUUUACACGUACACCGUCCUAAAUCGUCGUGGAGGUGGAGGUGGUAACGUUGGUGGGUUUUCGCGUUUUCGACGUAAAUUUCAUUUAUUUCACAUAUCACCAAAUCGAGAUGAAAACGAAUCACGUUUACAUUUACCGGAAAAUCAAGAUGAAGCUCUAUUGUACGAUGAUCCAUACAACAAUAUGCCGUAUACCGAUCAUAAUUCCAAUCCGUAUAAAUCAUUAACAUUAGCUGUUACGUAA
Molecule: messenger RNA, 3233 nt
Organism: Didymodactylos carnosus
Lineage: Eukaryota; Metazoa; Rotifera; Eurotatoria; Philodinida; Philodinidae
Source: the annotation of a GenBank genome assembly